UCCAGUUUGUGCGGUUAGGGUGGGUGUUGAUAUGGUUGCUCAUAUAACCCUUCAGCAUGCUAAUAUAUUCAAGAUGUACCGCAAGAGAAAACCAAGAAGAGGCGGGUCACAUUCCACGUUAUCGAUCUUGAGAAGAGAGUUUCCUGAUGGAAACUUUCAGAGCCUUUUUGGGGGGUCUUCCUGUAUCGUAUCAUCUUCCUCAUCAGCCAAUGUAGCGGCUGACCCAUUGUUAUCAUCGUUUAUUUCACCUAUCGUUGAUGGCUUCUUCACUUCGGAGUCAUGUGUAUCUACAGAAACUGGUCCAGACAAGAAUAUAUCAAGUCAGAGUUUACCUGAACGGAAUGCAAUAAAACCGUCUCUUUCAGCUGAGGAUCACAAGCAGAAGUUGAAACGGAGCGAGUUUGUACAAGAGCUAAUGAGUUCUACGAUUCUUGAUGACGGCUUAUAAUGGAGUAUUGCUUCUGGUAACUUCUAAGCAAUGAGGGAAACUCCAUGUUCUGCCUCAGAGAGAAAAUGUACGGAAUUAUUGUUUGUGUGGAGCAAAUAAAGGAGAGUGCGUUGUAGGGAGAGAGAGAGGGAUUAUGAGUCAAUGAGUGUAACUUAUGAACACAUUAGCUUCUAUAGUUAAUGCUCUAUUUUUCUGUAGGUCAUAAAACAACCAAAGUGUAAUCUAUUUCAUUGUAUUUGCCUCAGUUCUUCGUUUCCAAUUCCUUAAUUAGUCACGGUUUACGCUUUGGUA
Camelina sativa (false flax) is the source of this 739-nucleotide messenger RNA. Lineage: Eukaryota; Viridiplantae; Streptophyta; Magnoliopsida; Brassicales; Brassicaceae. The record is from RefSeq and is a predicted model, not a curated record.